This is a messenger RNA of Daldinia childiae, 585 nucleotides long. Its product is annotated as ubiquitin system component cue domain-containing protein. Bases 1 to 585 code for a protein of 194 amino acids. The record is from RefSeq and is a predicted model, not a curated record. The transcript has 2 exons. NCBI's taxonomy places the organism in Eukaryota, Fungi, Ascomycota, Sordariomycetes, Xylariales, Hypoxylaceae.
AUGGCAGACGAACAAGUGUCACUCACUUCCCUAAUCUUCAUAAUCGUCCUUGGCGGCCUCAUCAUUCGAUAUCUAUUCUUUUCAUCGCCAGCCCAACCCUCGCGACCACUCCGAGAUGCUCAGGCGGUAUCACGCGCUAGAGAGGCCGCAGUAGAAAGGAUACAACAAAUUUUUGGACCAGAUCGAGUCGAUCGGAGAACUAUAUUGUGGGAUUUGCAUCGCAAUGGGGGAAACAUAGCGGCAACUACGGAACGAAUAUUAGCAGGACGCAUAGAGACCCCCCCUAUCACAUUCCAACCGCCACCUCCUCCGACUUCUCCCAACCCCUCGGCGACACUGACGCAACCCUUCAAAGCGCCUCCAAAGCCUGCCGAGCCAGAUUUGAUUACUAGAUAUAAAUUACAGGAUAAAGUUAGUACUGGCAGCGAACCCGAAUCCUCGACGAAACCUAAGGCGUGGAGCUCCAACCGGAAUGAGCGACAGGCAUCACUACAACGAAGGCGAGACGAGAUGAUUUUAGCGGCAAGAAGGAAAAUGGAAGCCAAAAUCGCAGCAGAGAAAUCUACCGGAAACACCCAGCAAUAA